UCUUGCCCUGCACACAGUGAAACAUGAUCGGAUUGGACUAUCUUAAUUUCCUAGCCACCCAUUUGGUUAGCACGAGGCUUUAGAAGGCAGGGUAGCUCGUAUUGAUUGCAAGUACUGAUAUCACAGCCUGAUGCUAGUGGUGAUAUCAGAUCUCAUGGCCCCUCAGCCGUGAACGCAUACCUGCGUGUCCAGCGGGCCAACUGUAUGAUGUGAACUCCAGUCGCACUAUCAUUGGAUCUCCUGGAGCCUUCCUCCACACGUGUAUAAUAUACUAUGUGGGCCACUCGUCCGGUGAUCUUCCCCGAUUCAAAUGUGGGUUUUCUCCCGUCUGCGGUUCAGCGAAACUUCCCUCAUACGCAGCGCCCUCACAGAUGAGAAGCUUGUUAAAAUUCAGUUUCACAUCGAGCUGCGGCAAUACAGGAGCGUCUCACAAUCGGCUGAAGAUGGUCAUGUCGAGUUUUAUCCUCUCAGUUCGCCGAAGUCACUGAAAGACGUUGCGUGGCGAUUGCCCUUUGGUAAAGUCGCAUGUUUCACAGCGUGUUAUGCCCUGGUACCAUCGUCAAGCCAUUGAAGGUUGCCAGAAAACACACUUUUCCUUUCUGUAAGGUCCGCAGGAACGCCGGCAGAGUACUAAGACUGGCGUGUAUGUAUCCGCUGACUUAACACCCUACACGAGACUAGGGUCUGAACUAGAGUCGGCUAGUAGGCGUGUUGUAGUUAGAACCACCACUGCAAGCUGUUUAUGCAGAGCACAGUGGUGACAAGCGACAUUCAAGUGCGGGCUGAGUACCGCCUUCGUUCAGCUAAGAGGACGUCCUCUUGCCAGUUUCCCUCUCUGUCUUGCUCUAUCUUGGCCUACCCAGUCGGGAGGCCAAGCUGCCGGCCGACACGAUUGAGCCGAAACAUCAUCUUCACGACCAUCCGCAUCACCACCAGCUGCAACACCAUCACGAAAACCGGCGGCAGCAUCAGCAGCAGCAACACGAGUCUCACGACCACCACCACAAGGAACAGAGGAUGAAGGACGACGACUGGGCUGGGCUAGUAAAAAUAGAACAGCAGCAUCAGCACCUAAAGAAUCAGUUGAAGCAGCCCGCACCACCGCCGCUGCAGCAAAUCCAGGCGCAUCAGCCCCAGCCUCGCCUGCCACCAGCACCUUUGGAGGACCUGGGCGGUGGAUUCAGCCCCAACAACCGGAUACUGGAAGACUUCAUGUACCAGCGUGGCACUGAAGCGUCUCCAGUCCAUACGUCGGCGAUCCAAGCAGGACGAUUUGUGAAUUCAAGCACCGACAGUUGCAGUAGCAGCAGUAUCGCAUCACUAACAAUGUCCUCAUCAAACAGUAUGCCACAACUGCAGUCCAUGUCCAACUCCUCUCCCAACUCUUCAUUCAGCAACCUGGCGCUGGCUGACUCCUCCAGUUUCGGCCUAGGGCUUUCGCUGCCUUCCCAACAGCUGGGUUCGAGCCCAGGAGCGAUAGUGACGGCUGCACCCGGCAUGAAUACUCCGCCUCCGACAGCCCCUGCCCAGUUGUUUCAAAUGCCGGCUGCUCCACCCAGUUCUUGGCCAUCUGCAUGGCAAGGCAGCGGUCUAAAUCCGUCCGCCCAGCCAUCCACCAACCAGAUGCUGGCAACACAGUUCACGUACCAGCCGCCAGUGCCUCCACCAGGGCAGCAGCCACGCAUGGACCCGGCCUUUCCCAAUAUGCACCAGCAGCAGCGCAUGAUGGACCACGCCAUGGCCGCCAACCCCUUCACGAGCGGAAUCUAUCAGAUCGCUCCGCAGCGGAGCGUCCAGCGCAAGGACUACCACCGAAUGGACGGCAUUCCCAUCAACAAGGUGCGUGGUGACGGCCGAAAGUGUCGUAAAGUCUACGGAAUGGAAAACAAGGACAAGUGGUGUACCCAGUGCAGAUGGAAAAAGGCCUGCGUAAGGUUUGUCGACUGAGCUACUGUCAUAAUGCAGUGGAACGUUGUACUAUCGAAGCAUUAACGAUUAUCUGGAGCUCACCUGGACCACUACGAAAACAUUUACCUAUUACGUCUUUCUGCUCCGUUGAGUAUACAUCCGUCUGCUAUACCUGUCUCUUUCAACUUGUUUAGUCAAUUGUACUGUGCUUGUUAUUGUGCGUGUUGUCCUCUUGUACGGGUACAAUGAAGAAUUCGGAAUCAUCCGUUUUCUAGAAACGCGAUGACGUUCAUUAAUAUAUGUGUUACCGUCUUCCGAAUCUGUUUUCCCACCUGAACGUCGUGUUUGACAUUUCAAUUAUCUCCCUAACUCCAACCCCGGUCUCGUCCCCCUUCCUUUCAAUACUAAAAAACCCCCAGGUGAGCCUACUAUGUCCAAGGCCCUUUACUCACUAUUUCAUAUAUCCCGCUUCUUUGCAAAGAUUAUUCGGAAUGUCCAUCCUCCUUCCGGCCAUAAUUUUAUCUAAUAAAGAGAUAUCAGAACUGGCAGUAUUUUGUUUUAUCUUCCAAUAUCAAUUAUAACUACUUUAGCACAUUCUAUGAGCCAUAGGCUCAAAUCUAUAUUUGCCGUCACAGGCGCUGCUUUUGUACAUAGCCGCCAUCAUUGUACCAUCCCCGUUGAAUGCGUCCCCUUGUCGACAGGCAAGCGAUCUUAGCGAUUUUAGGCGUUGCUUGUUAGGUAUCUGAAGCUCCACAUAUUAGGGUAUACGAUUGCAAUUGCCUGCACCAAUAGUUUUCAGAACCCUGGCGCAUGAGCCAGUGUACUUCAUGUGUCUACGCCAUUGCUUGUCAUUCUGAUAGAGUAUUUUUAAAAGGUUUCUCUAAAGGCGAAUGCAAUACGAUGGUCACCCAUGUACAUACGAACCCCUUGCGGCAGUUCCGCUCUUUUCUGGUUUUUCUGAUUCACGUUCAUCGCUGACCGCUUUUUAAAGGCGAAUGCAAGCUAUAAUUAUUGUAACAGAGGUCACUCCUGUACAUAAGAACGCUGCAUGAUAGUUCCGAUCUUUUUCCGCUUUUCGCUGAUUUCCGUUCAUCGCUGAUCGCUGAAAUUUCGCGAUAUGUGUACGCAGUAACUAUAGCACCGCACAAUACUAAUAGAGCGUAGGCUGUACGCAAUCCAGCACUCCCAUGCACUUGUCUAUCUCGUCUUCGUUCAACGUUUGAAGAAAACAUAAUGUAUAACAA
Messenger RNA from Sycon ciliatum, 3152 nucleotides. RefSeq lists its product as uncharacterized. Bases 1018 to 1947 code for a protein of 309 amino acids. Gene Ontology annotation, biological process: regulation of transcription by RNA polymerase II. Gene Ontology annotation, molecular function: RNA polymerase II cis-regulatory region sequence-specific DNA binding; DNA-binding transcription factor activity. NCBI's taxonomy places the organism in Eukaryota, Metazoa, Porifera, Calcarea, Leucosolenida, Sycettidae. Gene Ontology annotation, cellular component: nucleus. The transcript has 2 exons. The record is from RefSeq and is a predicted model, not a curated record.